Molecule: messenger RNA, 678 nt
Organism: Momordica charantia (bitter melon)
Lineage: Eukaryota; Viridiplantae; Streptophyta; Magnoliopsida; Cucurbitales; Cucurbitaceae
Source: RefSeq, a predicted model, not a curated record
AUGGCUGCUCAAUCAUCUCCUGAGGUCGCGGAUGCUCCUCCACUUCGUCGGUCCACUCGAGUUAAUGAUAUGGCUGAGGAACUUACCGCUCUAUAUCAGACUCAUACAUGGGAUUUGUCUGAUCUCUCUCGUUAUUUUGCUAUGAAAGACUUAGGCAUGCUGCACUACUUUCUUGGUAUUGAGGUCGCUUAUUCUCCAAAAGGUUAUCUCUUAUCUCAGUCAAAGUAUAUAACUGAUUUGUUUGAUCGUGCGUGUCUCACUGACAACAAGAUUAUUGAUACUCCUUUAGAGCCCAAUGCCCGAUAUUCUUCGUCGGAUGAUGUUCCUUUGUUAGAUUCUAAUUUGUAUUGUACUAUUGUUGGUAGUUUGGUCUAUCUAACUGUGACUCGUCCAGACAUUGCACACGCUGUUCAUGUGGUUAGUGAGUUGGUCACUACUCCUACUAUAGUUCRUUGGUCUAUUGUUCUUCGUAUUCUCAUGUAUCUUCGAGGCACUCAGUUUAAGAGCCUCUUGUUUCCCUCCAUGUCCUCUUUAGAGUURCGCGCUUACUCUGAUGCUGAUUGGGCUGGUGAUCCUACUAAUCGCAAGUCAACCACUAGAUUCUAUAUUUUCCUUGGUGAUUCACUUAUUUCAUGGAAGAGUAAGAAACAAGAUGUUAUUUCUCRGUCUUCUACAUAA